Camellia sinensis is the source of this 1002-nucleotide messenger RNA. The record is from RefSeq and is a predicted model, not a curated record. Lineage: Eukaryota; Viridiplantae; Streptophyta; Magnoliopsida; Ericales; Theaceae.
AUGAGGAGCACUCAACGUGUCGAGGGUAUGAAUGCAUAUUUCAAUAUAUUCCUAAACCAAAAGGUUAGGCUGUAUGAAUUUGUAGCGCAGUAUGAUAGGGCUCUUGCUAAAAUGCGUGUUAAUGAGGCAGAAACAGAAUCUAAAAUAGAGAAUAGUUUCCCGGUUUUGACUACGCCAUUGAGGAGUUUGGAGAAACAUGCAGCUGAACUCUUUACUCGGAAGAUUUUCUCAUUGUUUCAACAUGAAAUCAGGAAAGAGGGUAAAUUGUUUGUGAUGGAAAGAGUUCAGCUGGAGGAUCAUCGCACCUACCGUUUUGGUGAGUACAAGGCACCAACAUGCACGUGGACGGUUGAGUAUUUUCCAGCUAAUAUCACAAUGAAAUGUUGUUGCUUGAAGUUUGAGUCGUUUGGCAUCCCUUGCUGCCACAUGAUUGCUGUUAUGAAAUCUGAACAAUUAAUGUGUAUUCCACCGAGUUGUGUCUUGCAGAGAUGGACAAGACGUGGUAGGUCAAAGUGUCAACAACCAAGUCUUACCCAAAUUUGUAGCACCCUAACACAGACAGCUCGGUUUGGUAUACUCAGCUCCUGUUUUAGUGAAAUGUCAUAUUAUGCCUCACACGCGGACAAAGAUUUUGAAGAGGCAAGGGAAAUAGCUUUCCAGCUGACAUCGCAGAUGAAAAAACGUUGGGCAAUGAGAAAAGAAGGUAACGCCGAGGCUGGGGACAAAAAUAUUGCACCCAAACUAUAUGGCGUUGGUGAUCCGAAUGUAGUGAAGACCAAAGGGAACCCCGGAGGGACAUCUUCUAUGGGUAAACCUCCAAAACCAAGGCGGUGUGGGUAUUGUAGGAGCAUCGGACACACGAAGCGGAUGUGUAAAAAAUUGGCUUCAAGUAGCCAGAGAGAGGGUAGCAACUCAGACAGUGAACCAUUCAUGAACACAGAGUUGGAUCCCCACACGGAUGAUAUCGAUGAAUUGCCAAUUUAUCCAAAUGAUCCAGUGUAG